UGACUGUAUCGAUUAUGUGCAGGCUAUAAAUACAGAUGCGGCUCUAGCUAGCUUGUCCGUGACCCACCGGGAUGGAUACCUCCGAUUCUCAUAAAAUCGUAGCAAGCGAGAUAACGCCUCUGAUACCUGCCAGGGGCUCGAAGAAACCUAAAACGCUCCUUCCAAAACUUCAGAUAGGCAUUCUUAUAACGCUGCAAAUUGUGGAACCCAUGGCUUCGACAUCUAUAUCUCCGUACAUCAAUCAGUUAAUCAGAGAACUUGGAAUCACUGGGGGUGACGAUGCGGCUGUAGGUCAUUAUGCCGGACUGAUUGAAUCUCUGUUUUUCGUCGGACAAACACUGACGGUGCUGAGGUGGGCUCGGAAGCCGGUGUAAGUUAUCGGACUAUCAGGAAUUUGCAUUUCGAUGCUAUGUUUCGGUCUCUCGACGACCUUCUGUGGCCUUAUCAUUAGCCGCUGCAUGUGCGGUUUUCUGAAUGGCAAUGUUGUAGUAAUGAAAACCAUGAGGGAGAAUUGACGGACUCCACAAAUAUGGCUCAG
Suillus subalutaceus is the source of this 538-nucleotide messenger RNA. RefSeq lists its product as uncharacterized. The coding region runs from base 72 to 374 and encodes 100 amino acids. Lineage: Eukaryota; Fungi; Basidiomycota; Agaricomycetes; Boletales; Suillaceae. The record is from RefSeq and is a predicted model, not a curated record. The transcript has 5 exons.